Molecule: messenger RNA, 2625 nt
Organism: Antechinus flavipes (yellow-footed antechinus)
Lineage: Eukaryota; Metazoa; Chordata; Mammalia; Dasyuromorphia; Dasyuridae
Gene: HSF1
Product: heat shock transcription factor 1
Exons: 14
Coding region: 434-2113 (559 amino acids)
Biological process (GO): regulation of DNA-templated transcription
Molecular function (GO): sequence-specific DNA binding; DNA-binding transcription factor activity
Source: RefSeq, a predicted model, not a curated record
UUCAUUGCGCGGUAGGGGUGGGGACCAAGGAAAAAGAGUGGCCAGAAAGAAAUAAAAGCGCACGCGAGAGGCGGGGCUGAAAUGCCGUUGGGCGGAGGGAACGUCACGCGCGUGCACACGCGUAGGUAAUCGACGCCGCCGGGGGCGAGCCCGUCGCAAGAUGGCGGCGGCCAUGCUGGGCCCCGGAGUUCUGUUUGCGCAGCGGGCGGCGGUAGCGGCUCGGGCAGCUGCGGAGUCGGCUACGGCGCUUGAGGCCGAGGCAGCGGAUCCCCUGCAGCCCCAGCUGCGGCGGCGGCGCUAAGCGGCAGCCUUCCUUCCCUUCGUACCCGUUCCAUUCGCAGCAGGCCGGCCCUCUUCUCCCUUCCCUGUCCCUGCCCUGCCCGCCUCCUUGGGUGUCCGCCUCCCUGCCCUGCCCAGCCCGCCGGCCCCCGGAAUGGAGUUGUCCGGGGGCCCCGGUAUGGCAGGGCCCAGCAACGUCCCUGCUUUCCUGACCAAGCUGUGGACCCUAGUGAGCGAUCCGGAAACAGACGCGCUAAUCUGCUGGAGCCCGAGUGGGAAUAGCUUCCAUGUUUUUGACCAAGGCCAGUUUGCCAAGGAGGUGCUGCCAAAGUACUUCAAGCACAACAACAUGGCCAGCUUUGUUCGGCAACUCAAUAUGUAUGGUUUUCGGAAGGUUGUCCACAUUGAACAAGGGGGCCUGGUAAAGCCGGAGAAAGAUGACACAGAAUUUCAGCACCCAUACUUUAUCCGGGGCCAGGAACAGCUCCUAGAGAACAUCAAGAGGAAAGUGACUAGUGUCUCCAGCAUAAAGCAUGAGGAUAUAAAGGUCCGACAGGACAAUGUCACCAAGCUGUUAUCAGAUGUUCAGAUGAUGAAGGGCAAACAGGAGAGCAUGGACUCAAAGCUCAUGGCCAUGAAACAUGAGAAUGAAGCCUUAUGGAGAGAGGUGGCCAGUCUUCGGCAGAAGCACGCCCAACAGCAAAAAGUAGUCAACAAGCUGAUCCAGUUCCUAAUUUCUCUGGUCCAGUCCAACCGUAUCCUGGGGGUGAAGAGGAAGAUCCCCCUGAUGUUAAAUGACAGCAGCUCGGCACAUUCCAUGCCCAAGUACAGCCGCCAGUACUCCUUGGAGCACGUCCACGGCUCCUCCCCUUACACGGCUUCUUCCCCAACCUAUAGUGGCUCCAACCUAUACUCCUCAGACUCGGCAGCCAAUAGUGGACCCAUCAUUUCAGAUGUCACAGAGCUGGCCCAGUCCAGCCCCUCGGCCUCCCCCAGUGGCAGCGUGGAUGAGAGGAUCAGCCCAAUGAUACGAAUCAAGGAGGAGCCCCCCAGCCCACCACGAAGCCCCCAGAUCGAGGAGACCAGUCCAGGCCGCCCCCCCUCGGUGGUGGAGACGCCCCUGUCCCCUUGCACCUUCAUCGACUCCAUUCUUCAGGAGAGUGAGCCCAGCACUGCCGCCUCUGUCUCUGGCACGGUGGGGGGGGCCAUCUCCCCUCCACCCCCCAGCCCCCUCCAGACUCCUGAGAAGUGCCUCAGCGUGGCCUGCCUCGACAAUUUGACUCGCACUCCACAGAUGUCUGAGGUCAGCCGCCUCUUCCCCAGCCCCGCCUCCUCCUCUCUGCAUUGCCGAUCACAGCCAGGAAAUGAGCUUAGUGAGCACCUGGAUACCAUGGACUCCAACCUGGACAACCUACAGACCAUGCUAACCACCCACGGCUUCAGUGUAGAUACCAGCGCCCUCCUAGAUCUCUUUAGCCCCUCAAUGUCUGUGACAGACAUGAGCCUGCCCGACCUGGACAGCAGCCUGGCCAGUCCCCUCACUCCCCACCCCCUACAGAUCCAGGAUCUCCUCUCCUCCCAGGAGCAACCAAAGCCUCUGGAGACUGAGACAGGUGGUGCAGACUCAGGGAAGCAGCUGGUGCACUACACAGCCCAGCCCUUGUUCCUGGUAGACUCCAGCACUUUGGAUACAACAGGGAAUGACCUGCCUAUCUUCUUCGAACUGGGGGAGGGGCCUUACUUCUCGGAGGGGGAUGACUACAGUGAUGAUCCCACCAUCUCCCUGCUGUCUGGCUCUGAGCCCACCAAGGCCAAGGACCCUGCCGUCUCCUAAGGCCCCUCUUCCUCUGGGAGGGGGAUGAUCCAGGCAUCAGGGUCCCUCUCCCUUCCUUGCCAGCCUUCCUGAGGAUGGGAGAGGGGCACUGUCCCUUGUGUUUGUGCUCAGAGAAGUUGCCAGAAAUCUAAAUUGGGGCCAGACAAGCCUGGUGGAGGGAACCUGGCAACAGAUAGGACCCAGGCCACAAUUAAGGGGCCACCCACCUGAGCAAGGGGAGAGUGGGCGCCCAAGGGGCUGUUCUGGACAGAGCUUGGUAUAAUGGAGGCAGCCCCAGGUGAGCAGAGGUCAACAGGAGAAAGGACCCGACCCCAACACCAUGCAUGCCAUGGGGUGGAAUCCUGCCCAUCACCUCUCACAUUUUCCUGUGGCUCCACUGGGCAGCAACUCAGGCCUGCCCCACUCCUCAUCCCUGGCUCCGUAUGUUCUCCUGUUGGUUGGUUUGGGGUUUUCUCGGUUACACUUUGUACUGACCCCGCUGAUUGUUGAUAGAAUUGUAUUUUGGAUUUUUA